AUGUUAUCCUGUGCAUCUGACAUCAACAGACCGUCAUAUCAAGAGUGCAGCCGGUGUUGAAAAAAAUGAAAAAGUUCACGCAGUUUCCUUCUUUGCUCGAGAAUGUUUCAGCUUGGAACUGAUCGUCCCUCACUGAUUUGAUAAGCCAGAUAUGAAACAAAGCACUUACUAGUAAAAAUGAUACAAAAAGGAAUCACUACUAGUCAUAGAAAUCAGAUUUUCGAUAAACUCGAUUAUUACAAGAAAUUGUGGUGCGUGAAGCCUCACUUAUAUCCUGUGAUAAAUUUAAAAAUAACAGGUGGUUAGUCUUUGAAAGAUGAACCUGAUAUAUGAUCUGAUCUGUGGACGAUUCCUCUGUAGUCCAGUUUGUAAAAUCCGCGAGAUCCGAAGGUCUGAGGUCGGAAUCUCGAGACUUAGUCUUGCAUUACUGCUAUAAACUGUUUGUAUUAGUUCUCGCGGAGACCGUCUCUGUUUCCUGGCUUUCUUAACAUAUCAAUGUUGUUUCAUGUUUAAAGCAAAGUCCUUCCAGCUGUAACGCCGCAAUACCAGGUAUGCACGGCAAGCCUGGGUCCCCUGGGUUACCAGGUCGUGACGGCCGAGAUGGACGUGACGGAGCCAAAGGGGAUCGGGGAAGCCAAGGCAGAACUGGACGCCAUGGACCUCCAGGUAAUAAAGGAGAGCCUGGAAUCCAGGGUCCUACUGGCCAAAAGGGGCAACGUGGAGAAAGUGGGAUAAUUCGGGCAAGUACUAUGCCUUUUAAAAACUGGAAAGAAUACGCCUGGAACAACUUGGACGACAGCAAGGACCAAGGGCUUAUCAAGGUAAAAACUAGUCAAAGCCAGAUUAGUUUUCAAAGAAACGGAAGUCCUUUUAUUUAAUUAUUCGUGCCACAUUAUUUGGUAUCAGUAUCGAUCAUGGUCUUAAAAGAUGCAAACUGCGUCAGCGGCAGAGAAUUCUUAUCUGCUUUCAACCACUCUUCAGUCUCUUUUGCCAAAUUAAUUACUUCAAUUUUAUUUUCUUACCUACAGGAGUGCAUUUUCACCAAGAAUUUUUCUGACACUGUCCUGCAUGUCUACUGGACCGGAGUACUUAGAGUAACUAGCUGCACCACCUGCUGUAAGCGCUGGUAUUUCACUUUCAACGGUGCUGAAUGUUCAGGUCCCCUACCAAUUGACGGCGUUGUGUACCUAGGAGGGGCAGCGCAGAAUCCUCACCGUGUCCGCCAUAUUGAGGAUCACUGUAACAACGUCCACAAAGGAAAGGUGCGCGUGGGAUUCUGGGUUGGCAAUUGUCCCGGUUUGGGAAACGCUGACGCUAACACGGGUUGGAAUUCAGUGUCCCGGAUCUUUAUCGCCUCAGCCUUAGGUUGA
Molecule: messenger RNA, 1370 nt
Organism: Pocillopora meandrina
Lineage: Eukaryota; Metazoa; Cnidaria; Anthozoa; Scleractinia; Pocilloporidae
Source: the annotation of a GenBank genome assembly